This is a messenger RNA of Chelmon rostratus (copperband butterflyfish), 1957 nucleotides long. RefSeq names its product solute carrier family 5 member 8, like (gene slc5a8l). Gene Ontology annotation, cellular component: membrane. Lineage: Eukaryota; Metazoa; Chordata; Actinopteri; Chaetodontiformes; Chaetodontidae. Gene Ontology annotation, biological process: propanoate transmembrane transport; sodium ion transport. The transcript is spliced from 15 exons. Gene Ontology annotation, molecular function: organic acid:sodium symporter activity. Bases 1 to 1827 code for a protein of 608 amino acids. The record is from RefSeq and is a predicted model, not a curated record.
AUGGUUGGUACGGGUGGUCCAGUGGCCUCUUUCUCUGUGUGGGACUAUGUGGUGUUUGCCGGAACAAUCCUGGCGUCUGCUGGCAUCGGCCUUUUCCAGGCCAUCCGAGGCCGUAAGGAGACCAGCAGCGCUGAGUUCUUGCUGGGUGGACGGCAAAUGACAGCCGUGCCGGUUGCCAUGUCGCUCACGGCCAGCUUCAUGUCUGGCAUCACGGUCAUUGGCACACCUGCUGAGGCCUACCGGUUUGGAGCUGCCUUCUGGCUCUUCGCCUUCUCCUAUGCCAUCAUGUCGGCCAUCACUGCUGAGGUUUUUGUGCCGCUUUUCUACAGACUGAACAUCACCAGCGCCUAUGAGUACUUGGAGCUGCGCUUCAGCCGGCCCAUUCGGUUAAUUGGGACGUCAAUGUACAUCAUACAGACGGCCCUGUACACCGGCUUGGUCAUUUACGCUCCAGCUCUUGCACUAAAUCAAAUCACAGGACUCGAUCUGUGGGGAGUGUUGGUAGCUACAGGAGCGGUGUGCAUCAUCUACUGCACUUUGGGUGGUCUGAAAGCGGUGAUCUGGACAGACGUGUUGCAGAUGAUGAUCAUGCUGGCAGGUUUUGUGGCUGUUAUAGCUCGAGGAGCCGUACUGCAGGGAGGCCUGACGAACAUCUGGAAAGACGCCGGCCAAGGAGGCCGAUUAGAGGUGUUUGAUUUUGACCCAGAUCCUCUGAAGCGACAUACUUUCUGGAGUAUUGUCAUCGGUGGCAGCGUGAUGUGGGCCUCUAUCUACUCAAUCAACCAGUCCCAGGUGCAGCGCUACAUAUCCUGCAAAACCUUGGGACAUGCCAAGAUGUCUUUGUAUGUGAACAUGGUCGGCUUGUGGGUGACUGUGAGCCUGGCUGUGUUUUCCGGCCUCACCAUGUUCUCCAUCUACAAGAACUGUGACCCACUUACAAACAACGAUGUGCGCACCCCUGACCAGUUGCUGCCCUACCUUGUGAUGGAUAUUCUGGCAGUUUACCCUGGAGUCCCUGGCUUGUUUGUGGCCGCGGCAUACAGUGGGACUCUCAGCACGGUGUCUUCCAGUAUUAAUGCUCUUGUUGCUGUCACUGUGGAAGAUUAUUUACAUCCAGUGUGCAAAAACCUCACAGAGAGACAGGUGACCUGGAUGAACAUGGGCCUGAGUGUAUUGUUUGGCGCCCUAUGUAUUGGGAUGGCUGGAGUUGCUUCCUUGAUGGAAAGCAUUUUGCAGGCAGCUCUGUCCAUAUUUGGCAUGAUCAGUGGGCCUCUUCUUGGUCUUUACCUACUGGGCAUGCUGUUCCGCACAUCAAAUUCAAUAGGAGGACUUGUAGGAAUGAUCAUUGGUCUAGUGUUGACUCUGUGGGUGGGGAUUGGAGGCCAGAUUUACCCGCCGACGGCUGAAAAGACAAAUCCUCUCCCACUCAGCACUGCAGGCUGCAACAGCACAAUGGGCCAGAGCCACACAACAACAGCUCCGUGGACCAGUCCAACGACUCUGACCACUCCGCCUCAUGGCCGGCCACCUCUGGCAGACUCCUGGUACUCUCUGUCAUACCUCUACCUUGCUCUUUUGGGUACACUGACCACAAUCGCCUCUGGCCUGCUGGUGAGCAUGAUCACAGGUGGAUGCAAGCAAGAAAAACUGAACUCUGACCUGUUUGUGAGGAUAAGCGACAUGAGCUGCUUCAGCUGGUGUGAUAAAUCAGAGGCAUCAGACAUCACAGAAAAGGCUGCAACAGACUUUCACUUCGAAGCUGACAACCCAACGUACAAAUACACUGACAUGAUGAGCAAGGAUGUUGAAAAAAGCACCAAGCUAUAAAGCUUCUAUAUCAACACACUGUUCCCUUUUUUAAUAAACACAUAAAUGACAAACCACAAUUGUUAUGCUGCUGCAUCCCUGUGGUGCAUUUGAUUUGCAGAAACAAAUGAUUUUAACUCUAUUAUUGGUA